Messenger RNA from Trypanosoma conorhini, 4800 nucleotides. RefSeq names its product protein kinase. Lineage: Eukaryota; Euglenozoa; Kinetoplastea; Trypanosomatida; Trypanosomatidae. Gene Ontology annotation, molecular function: protein binding; protein kinase activity; ATP binding. The transcript has a single exon. The coding region runs from base 1 to 4800 and encodes 1599 amino acids. Gene Ontology annotation, biological process: protein phosphorylation. The record is from RefSeq and is a predicted model, not a curated record.
AUGCGUAGUGGGGUCGUUUCCUCUUUGGAGAGGUUGGACUACACCAUUUCCGUUGAACACCAUAGCGGUAGCGGCGGCGGCGGCUGUCAGUUUGCCCCCAUCGCCACGCAACAGCGAAGAUCGUCGGUCACGCAGGUUUCACUGCGGAUGAAUUUGUUCUUGGCGUUGACCGUGUUACAUUUGCUCCUUGCGGUGCCCAUAGGCUCUGGGCGGUCGCUGGGCAUCGACGCGGCGGCAGCUGGCGCAAGGGGCAGCUUAGGCGAGACCCGCGUCAGCUUCAAGGGCUGGAGCGCCACCGCAGUAAAGAUGAACAACACUGGCAUUCUCCCCUCCGCUGUUACAUUGGGGCGUUAUUUAGUAAUCAUUGGCGGCUCUGCCAUUGUCCCGCCAUACACCCCGGCGUUGGUGUUUUUGCGUCAAUGCGCCCUUUCAACAAUCAAUGUGGUGGAUGUAACGACGGGGACACUCGUGCUGCCGUGGAUGCUCCUACACAAUGAGUCAGCCGGGGUUGAUCAUACUGCGCCAGGUCCCCCUGCUCCCCCACCAUCGCCGCCGCCGCCGCCGCCGCCUCUACCACCGCGUGCCCCCGCGCAACUGACGCUGCCUGCCGUUGGGACUGCAAAUACAGUUCGGCUUGGCCCGGCAGCGUACGUCAUAGGUUUUUGCACAAUGAUUCCUAGUAAUGUGAUGGUAAAUCGGGACGGCGAAUUUCAUGCCUUUCUCCGCUCUGUGCAAGAGCUGCGGCUGUAUCAGGAGGAGUUUCCUCCUCUGGAUGAUGUCACAAUGGAUAUACGGAACACAAGUCUCCCAGAGGAGGCACUGCUGCGUUUCAAUGCCAGCUGUGUCGGGAGCGGUGAGGAUAUCAUCUACAUUGUUGGUGGGGUCUCCCUGGAGAAGAUGGUGCCAUUGGCCUCUGUGUCUCAGUACAAUGUGGUCACGGGACAAUUUGUCGAAGCGGGGUUGCUCCUUGACGAUCCGAUUGUUGCACCUGGUGUCUUUGAAAGCAGCGGUCUCGUGUUUAUUGCCGGUGGCUACCGGGAAACCGCGCAGGGUGGUCUCGUGCUCAGUCGCAUGGUGACUGUCAUUGACCCCUCGCUGGUCAAGACGAACAUUGGCAGCUACGCCGAUGCGUGGGGGCCCGAUUGGCUCUCACCGCAGCUUAUGAUGUAUAACCACACACUCGCCGUGAUGGGGGCUACGAAUGACCGCUCCUUCGAUCGGCAAGAAGUAUGGAAAGAUCUCCUGAACCUGUACGAAGUCGUGGAAGCCGUGCCCAUUCACUUCCCACCGCUGCGCAGCAACGCCGCCCUGUUGUCCUUGACCGACGUGGGCGGCGUCACUGCCUAUCUCGUCGGCGGCCAAAUCCCACCGCCGGACGGAGCGGGCAUUUCGUUUGACAUUUUUACCGGAAGGAUGCUUGUUGACGAUGGACACGUGGCGGUGAGCGUCGUUGGGUUUCAUUACAUUUCCCUCGCGAAGGACACGUGGGAGGUGGCGGCGCAGAGGGAGCCGCAACGCACGGGGCAUCAAAUAUUUAUGAAGGAUGAGAAGACAACGCCCCCCAGCGGGGCCUACAACCGCGCGAGAGACGAGGCAGAGGCGGGGGUAGCCGAAGAAGAGGGGCACGGAGAGGAAGCGGUGGCGAAUUCGCCUUCGUCCAUGCAAGCGGGGGAUUCUGAGGCCGUGGAAACGCACACGCCCUCGCAUUCGUCGGGUACUACGCCAAGCAUCACACCAACCAUCACACCAAGCGUCACACCAAGCAUCAGUCCGUCCAUAACGCCAACGCCAACGCCGCCACCGCCGCCACCGCCGCCACCGCCUCCUCCCAAAGACUUGCCAAACAACGACGGCAACAUCACCGUCUUGGUGAACGGGUAUGAGCCUUUGUGGUACAACUUUACGUUUAACAUCCUACUCUCCGAGAGCUUGGCACAGGCCUGUCCUGGCCUCAUCCAACCCAGUAACUACGCGACAGACACCCAUCUCGAUCGCGUAUCGCCGUGUCUGCUACGUCUCUCUGAGUCGCCCACGUGCAAUUCGCGUCUUCUGGACAUUGGUAACCUGUCCUCUGCCAACACACGGCCGUACACCGUGGAUGAGGUGGAUCCACAAACAAAUACUGUUUCAAAGAAAACAACGAUGGCGGUGGGACCUGUAACACUUAUAGGUUCCCUCGUAGACGGCAUCGUUAACCUUACUGGAGAUGGAACAGGCUCCGAUGGCUUCAGUGAUGCUUACGCCUUUGGGGAACAGCAUUGUCGCCGUCGCCACCGCCGCCCAGUGCCCGUUUACGGAAACAAUACAGCGAGAACAUUUUAUGAGCAACGCUUUUUGUAUGUAUGCUUCUCGAGUGGGGCCUUUGUUCUGCCGCAGUGCGAGCGUGGCGUGAAUACGGCGACAUGGGACGGAGAAAAGGCUGGAAAGAAACCCUGCACCACUGCCUUUUACACUGCGUUGAAUGCUGAGAAGCCAUUUGUUCUUUCCCCCGUCACAAAUUGGGUGCCUGAUGCGACGACGACGACCACGCUGCCGCCCUCCCCAGUACCGAAUAAAGAAAUGUCCUACGGCAGUAUCGCUGCGCUGGUGAUAUCAACUUUUGUUGCCAUGCUUCUUGUCUCGGCUGGGUUGUUCCAACUCGUGAAGCAGAACAGAGCAAUGGGCGCUGUCGAGGCGGAGCGACGGCGUUUACUCUUGCAAUAUGGCGAUGAUGAAGAUGAAAACGGUGAUGGCCGUGGCGUGGGCCGUGGUGCCGCCCUCACUGCGCAUCAAAAGCAAAGCCUGCUGGAUGGCAAGUACCGCGUGCUGCAUCGUCUUGGGAGAGGGAGUUUCUCCGUCGUCUACCUCGUGGAGCGGGUGGCGGAUGGUCAGCGAUUUGCGCUGAAGUACCUCCAGUGUGCGGAUGACGUGGAUCGCCUAGAGGCUAUGCGGGAGUGCGAGGUUGCCUACACUCUGCAGGGACACCCCAAUGUGAUUCGUCUGGUGGAUAUGUUCAUGUCAUACCGCUUUGACACAGAUCUGCACGCUGGUGGAGGGUGGCAACAGAGUUCUGAGCACCAAUUGAACUCCCCGAAUGGGUCCGUCAUGGUACGUGUGGAUGACGGCAGUGAAAUUCCUCCUGCCUGUCCUCAACGUGGCGCGGUGGCUGUGACGAACCCGAGCGAGCGGUACCUCUCGCUUGUUAUGGCGUAUCACGAGAAGGGGGAUCUUGGGAAGUGGAUUAGGCAGCAGAAGUCAGAGCCGAUGAUUCCAGAAACAACCAUCAUGAGUGUUGCCUUUCAGAUCUUAACAGUGUUGCAGUUUAUGCACCACCGUGAACCCCCCAUCAUUCACCGCGACUUGAAACCGGAAAAUAUCCUGCUUGAAUCCGACACCGCGCGCGGCCAGCGGUGGAAAGAGGGCCGUGGACCUAACGGUAGCGCGGAGCCUCUGCGAAUUGUCAUUACAGACUUUGGUCUCUCACGUGUGAUGGACAAAACGUUUUGUGAAACAGGGGUUGGCUCCCUCCCCUACGUGGCGCCGGAGUGUUGGCAGCGGCGCUACUCGACAAAGGUGGACAUAUGGGCUACAGGAUGUAUUCUUUAUGCGGCCUGCGCAAAGCGUGUGGAGAGUGACAAUGUGAAGGUGAUGUUUAGCGAGUGCAGUCGGCCAGAUUUUAAGAAGAAGCUGAUUAAUGAGUUAACACAGGUGUAUGGAUACAGCCUGGCACUGGCGGCCUUCAUUGUGUAUUUGCUUGAGCCGGAUCCUGUGCGUCGCCCGAGCGCCGAAGAGGCGCUGCGGCUCAUUCGCAAGCGACGAAAAGGUGUCAUGGGCGUCAAUGGCGAGAGCGUCAUGGUGGCUCUCUACAAGGACAACGACGACGAUAGCGAGGACGAGGGCGUGGGCAACAACAACAACAGCAACAAUGACGCUGAGGGAAGUGAUGACGCCGGUGCGGAGGGCCGUAGUCGUGGCGGGCAGGCCGUCAGCAGCCGCGGCCACGGCGGGAGGAGUCUCCCCGGCUCCCUCCAACUGGGCAGGAACGGCGGCGUCGGAAACCGUCCAUCGCCCACGGCGCCCCCGUCCGUUGGCGGGGGCCAGACACCAGAAAAUCUGGCGACACCCACACCCACCGCGGCCAACGCGGUUCCGCCGCGGGAGGACGCAGUGAGGCCCGACGGCAGAGACCAGCAGAACAUGGGAAGUGACCGCAGUGGCGCGGGUGGUGCCGUGGCGACGACGCGCGCCGACCGUGACGCGUCUGUGCACCCCCCACCGGGAGCAGCCACUUCACGCGGCACCUUACAGAAGAGCAGCUUUGGUCGCUAUUCACGCCCGGAGUCGAGUCAGGGAUAUUCCCAGCAGCAACACUCAUUCAACGCGGCCGACGGACCCCUCCGCGAGGAAAACGCACCCGACCUUUCACGCGUUUCUAACGCGGCCGCCAACAAGAAGGAUCGGCGGCGCCGCAAGCUAGAAAAAUACUUUGAGGCCAUAGUUGAGGACAGUGAACAGUGCGACUUCUUCGUUGCACGGGAGUCCCAGUCUUUGCUUUCGCUCUCGGUCCCAGCGACGCUUAGAGGAUCUGGCGCACUGGGCGUAACGGGGGACAGGGAUCCAUCGCCGCUGCCCUUAGCACUGCCACCAGCAGCUGCGGCCGAGUCCAGCCUGCGGAGUGCGGAGAACGUUGACGGCAAGAAUAGGAGCCCGGAGGCUGUGUCCAUGGAUUGCCUCAGUGUGGAAGUGCUUUCGACGGAGACAUCUGAUGGGAGGCUGUCAACGACGAAGAAAAGGGGUCCUGCCGCUCCCUCCCGUGGUUAA